AAGCAGUGUAUCCCUAGCCCGGGUGACGGGGCCAUUCCGCAGAUUACAACAUCCCGCGUCGCCCAAACUUCCAGGGUGCUGGCUCAACACAGCCCGUCAAAGUCAAAAUGGUUUGGAUUUAAGGUUAACAGAACGUGGUCCCCUUGAGUGAUUGGCAAGCAGACGCCGAGAUUUGUUGAAAUAAGUGCCGUUAGAGAAGGGAGCGUCACGUACCCCGGGCAGAUUGGCAUUACUCGCAGAAUUCGUACUCGACAGCACAACAUCCGAUGGGUCCAAACAAAGCAGGAGCAGGUCCAUCGAACCGGCGUGGGUCAUCCUUUGCCGAUGCGUACAAACCGCCGUCUCGAGUAAUAUUCGACAAGUUCGACACAGAUUCAUCGGGUACCAUCAAUGUUCGUGAGUUCCGAGAUCUAUGUUACGACAUGGGGUACUUCCUGUCGGACAAGGAGCUAUCGAUGGCGAUAAAGCUGCUGGAUGUAGAUGGGAACGGAGAGAUUAGUUACGGCGAAUUCAUAAAUUGGUGGCAACGCGAAGAUCGGUUCGCAGCUUUGAAGCUGUCCCAGGGGGAGUUAGCCGAAUUGACAGAAAUCAGCACAGAGUUUCAACGAUUCGACAAAGAUCAUAGCGGAUGCAUCGAUGUGCGCGAAUUCCGGAUGCUGUAUGCUGAUCUCGUAAAACGACAUAUGACCAAGAAGACUCUUGCAGGGACCUUAGAGGAGCUAGACCAUAAUCGCGACGGAAAAGUAUCGUUCAACGAAUACGUCAACUGGGUGAUAAGUCAAAGGCGGUCCGGAGACCAUGCAGUGGACGCAAAGCUCGAUCCGCUUUCAUCUACGACAAGUUCGCGAAGGCCCUCGGAUACCAAGCAACUCGCACAGUAAUUAGACACCCAAAUACCACUGCUGGUGUAUAUUGCACAAUCUGGCCCUGUCCUCCGCAGCCCAUUUACAUCAUGUUCGCAUCAGAAUAGAUAUUUCGUAUUCUCGCCCUUUCGUUUCGGAUCACCCCCGAACGCCACACGUUAUCUGCCCCUCUGAGACAUGGACAGACAGUUCCCACCAUCAGAUGAUGACUCCCUUAUCUGCCAUCCAUUGAGUUGUCUUCUUCUGCAGGCCUUCUCCGAUAACGGCUCUGAUACUGCAUCAGCGGCUG
This is a messenger RNA of Fimicolochytrium jonesii, 1152 nucleotides long. RefSeq lists its product as uncharacterized. The record is from RefSeq and is a predicted model, not a curated record. Lineage: Eukaryota; Fungi; Chytridiomycota; Chytridiomycetes; Spizellomycetales; Powellomycetaceae. The transcript is spliced from 5 exons. The coding region runs from base 267 to 881 and encodes 204 amino acids. Gene Ontology annotation, molecular function: calcium ion binding.